AUGGCCGCUGAAGAAACACCAGCUGAGAUGGAACCAAGGCUUCAUGCUGAGAUCACUGCUCAAGUUGCUGCCCAAACUGAAAGAGAUAGGCAACUUCGAGAAGAGCAGGAGGCUCAAAGGUCCUUGAGGGACAUCACUGCACCUCGUGUGGACUACAACUUCGAGGGGAGCAUUGUUGUACCUCAAGAUGCUCCUCCAGACUUCCAAAUCCCACCACACUUCAUCACUUUGGUCAGUCAACACCAGUUUGGUGGGAGUGCAAAUGAAGAUGUUCAUGGACACUUGGAGCGCUUUACCAGACAUUGUUCCACACUGAGAAGGAAUGUCAACCUGGACACUAUCAGGUUAAUGUUGUUUCCUUUUUCUCUUCGGGACACUGCUGAAGAAUGGUUGAGGACACAACCAUUGAAGAGUAUUACUUCUUGGGAUGAUUUAGCUGAGAAAUUCACAACUAAGUUCUUCCCCUACAACCACAUAAGGAAGUUGAAGCAAGAGAUCAAUUCCUUCAUCCAGCUGGACUCUGAGAAUCUCUAUGAGACAUGGGAGAGGUUCAAAAGACUCUUGAUGAAAUGCCCAGGCCACAACAUCUCCACUGCUGACCAAGUGGAGAAGUUCUAUGCAGCUCUCAAUGACUACACCAGAGACAAGUUGGACACAGCUGCAAGCGGAGCCUUUGAUGCUCUACCAACCCAACCAGCACUUGACAUCAUAAACAAUUUGGCUGCUAGAGCUGCGCACUCAAACAAUGACAGACAAAACCGGAAGGGAGAUUAUGAGGUUGAGACUCUUGAUGCAGUUCUUGCAUCCAACAAAAAGCUUGCACAGAAGGUGGAUGCCAUGGUAAAGAGGCUCGAAGGUGGACAAAGGAAUGCUGAGGAUGCUGAAUUUGAUGAAGAGGUGAAGGCCAUGGGGAGUUAUCAAAAUGAUACCUACUCCAACACUUAUAACCCAGGUUGGAGAAAUCAUCCUAACUUCUCUUGGAGGGACCAAAACAACUCAGGAGAUGCUGGUGGUUCAAAGCAAUUUCCAAAUCAGAGGCAAUACCAGCUGAAUCAAAGGCCUCCACCACCUCAAAAUCAGGGGAAUGGUAAGAAGAGUUUGGAGGAGAUUGUAGCUGAUUUGGCACUUACUAAUCAAAGUUUCAUGAAUGAGACCAGGGGUACGUUCCCCAGUGACACUCUCAUUAAUCCUAAGGACUCCAAAUCUGAAAAUUGUUCUGCUGUCACUCUUAGGAGUGGCAAAACUUUGAAUGAAAUUGAGGAGUUAGUUGAAAAGAAGAGUGUAGAACUUGAGAAAGUGGUUGAGAAAGAAAAAGAGGGAACAAAAAGUGAGGAAGCUGUAAAAAACAAAGAGAGUAAGGAUUCUUUUCCUGAGAAAAUAACUUGCAAGAGAAAACUCCCCCAAAAGUUUAAAGAUCCUGGGAGUUUUACCAUUCCUGUUGACAUUGAAGGUUUGUCUGGGGCUAAGGCCUUAUGUGACUUGGGGGCUAGCAUCAAUCUGAUGCCGCUCUCCAUGUUUAAAAAGUUGAAUAUGGGUGAGGCCACUCCUACCUUGAUGUCUUUGCAAUUGGCGGACAGGUCCAUUAAGCACCCAUAUGGGAUUGCUGAAGAUGUUUUGGUAAGGGUGGACAAAUUUAUCUUUCCUGUUGAUUUUGUGAUUCUGGACAUUGAAGAGGACUCUAGAGUUCCUCUAAUUUUGGGGAGACCUUUCUUGGCAACCGGUAAUGCAAAAAUCAAUGUUGCCAAGGGUCUUUUGUCCUUGAAAGUUGGUGAUGAAAAGGUAAAGUUUUCUGUUUUUAGAACAUUGAAGCAUCCUAACUGUGAGGAUGUGUUUAGCUGUGAAGUGAUUGAUGAAUCUGUUUGUGAAGAGUUUGCUAAGAUUUCAGGAAAGGCGGCCUCAGAAGUAAAAAAGGACAACUAUGAGUUGAACCCAACUCUCAUAAAGCUUGUAGGCGAGCACCAAUAUGGAGGUUCAGCCACAGAGAAUUUUCAUGCUCAUAUGGUGCGGUUUCAUCAGUUCAGUAGCACGGUAAGGAUAAAAGAUGUAUCUGAUGAUGCCUUUAGGCUGAGGUUGUUCCCAUACUCCUUGAAGGGUGAAGCUAAGGUUUGGUUUCAAUCUCAACCUCAAGGAAGUAUUGUUACUUGGGAAGACCUUGUGGAGAAGUUUGGUACAAAAUUCCUACCUUGCUCAUGCAAAAGUUUGAGAAAGUGUGAUUCUAAUCCUUCUUAG
Lotus japonicus is the source of this 2229-nucleotide messenger RNA. RefSeq lists its product as uncharacterized. The transcript has 3 exons. The record is from RefSeq and is a predicted model, not a curated record. Bases 1 to 2229 code for a protein of 742 amino acids. Lineage: Eukaryota; Viridiplantae; Streptophyta; Magnoliopsida; Fabales; Fabaceae.